This is a messenger RNA of Carassius carassius (crucian carp), 1200 nucleotides long. RefSeq names its product aryl hydrocarbon receptor interacting protein (gene aip). The transcript is spliced from 7 exons. The record is from RefSeq and is a predicted model, not a curated record. Gene Ontology annotation, molecular function: protein binding; peptidyl-prolyl cis-trans isomerase activity. Lineage: Eukaryota; Metazoa; Chordata; Actinopteri; Cypriniformes; Cyprinidae. The coding region runs from base 50 to 1078 and encodes 342 amino acids.
GCGCCAUCUAGACGCAGCGGAGCGACACUCUCCUACAUCCUCCAGAAGAAUGGAGGAAAUAGACAAGAAGCUCAGAGCUGAUGGCGUUCAGAAAAAAGUCAUAUCUCCCGGAAAAGGAGAACUUUCAACGUUUCCCAAUGGAACAAAGGUGAAAUUUCAUUACCGCACAAGCCUCUGUGAUGGCACUGUGUUGGAUGACUCCAGGACAAUGGGAGGUCACAGUAAACCUAUGGAGCUCAUACUGGGGAAGAAGUUCAAGCUUCCUGUGUGGGAGCAGGUGGUCACCACUAUGACAGAGGGGGAAGUGGCUGAGUUCACCUGUGAUGUUAAGCACACAGCUCUCUACCCUCUGGUUUCUCUGUCACUACGCAACAUCAGCCGUGGAAAAGACCCACUGGAAGGACAGAGACACUGCUGUGGAAUAGCUCAGGUUCACUCGCAUCAUUCUAUGGGUCACCCUGAUCUGGAUAAGUUGCAGGCCAAUCCUCAGCCUCUAGUUUUUACUCUGGAAAUGCUAGAGAUCUUGCCCCCUGGAUCCUUCCAAAUGGAAAUAUGGGCAAUGACAGAUGAGGAGAAACUGCAGGUCAUACCACAGAUCCAUGAGGAGGGAAACACACUCUUCAAGAGUGGAGAUAUUUCAGCAGCUUCUGAGAAGUACUACAGUGCCAUAGCUUGUCUGAAGAACCUACAGAUGAAGGAGCGUCCGGGUGAUGACCAUUGGAUCAAACUAGAUCUCAUGAUCACCCCUCUCCUCCUCAACUAUUGCCAGUGCAAGCAUCUUUUGGGCCAGUACUAUGAGGUUUUGGACCACUGCUCUUCUAUCAUCAACAAGUACAAUGAUAAUGUGAAGGCAUAUUUCAAACGAGGGAAAGCUCAUGCAAUGGUAUGGAACGAAGCACAGACAAGAGCUGACUUUGCCAAAGUUAUUGAACUAGACCCAUCACUUGAAACCUCAGUUGCAAAGGAGUUGAGGGUAAUGGAGGAUCGCAUUCGGGAUAAACAGAAAGAGGAGAAGGGAUGCUACAAAAACCUUUUCAACUACAGCAGCAAAGCCUCUGCUACAACUUCCACGGGCUGAAACAAAGAUGAAAGACCAAUUUUACAUUUAGAAGGAUGCAGUAAGGCCACUGUCAAGUUGGAGCACAUGCACUAUAACUUAAUUCCUCACAAGUUCAUAUUGUUUAUCCCCUCCUCAUGUUU